AUGAAGCCAACAAAUGACGACCCAGCUCCAGCUCCUUCAGCAGGAAACAAGCGUAAACGAAUCUCAAAAGCACUUCGACAAAAAAGUGUUCAACCAGGCCACGACUUGGAUUGGACUACUGUACCAACGCCAGACGCUUGGGAUUUCACGGACGGGGCUAAUGAAGGUGGCUUCUUUGGUCUGGAAGAGAUUGAUGGCGUCGAUGUCGAAUACAUCAAGAAUGAAACUGGAGGAACGACCAUACAUUUCAAGAAGGUUCCUCAGCCAGUUAAACCUAUAGCAGAGGAUCAAGACGAACCUGCUCACCAAAACAAGAAGAAAAAGGUCAAAUCCAAAAAGAAAAAGGCAAUACCCGCUAAACCACCAUCAGAUGCAUCAGAUCCUGUAGAAUAUAUGGACGCGAAUAGUUUACCGUGGUCUGAAGUUCACACUUCAGCUGACGUCUUUGCCAGUGCAGACGAUUCUGGCUUUUAUUGUCUAGAAGAACUUGAUGGCGUCAAUGUCGUCUAUGAGGAAGUGGAAGGUGGUGGUAAGGUUGUCAAGUUUAAGGCAACUCGACCUCUAUCUAAAGGGAAACCAGCUGCACCCGAAGAGCCAUUACCGAAUCCAGAGGACUUUAUGGCUGUAGAUGACUUUGAAGAACCAGAAGCUGAAAGUGCCAAGUCUAAUCUUGUCGCUGCAGAUGAUGCAGAUGAAGACGGUAGCGAGAAUUGGACUGAUGUUGACGAUGAUGAAGAACACGGCGAAACAUCUGAUGAAGAAGAUGCGCCAGGAGCUGAUAAUGAGCAAUCAGAUGUGGUAACGAAAAGAGUUGGAGCAUUAUCUGACGAAGGUACAGAUAUGUCAGCAUGGCUACCACUACAACUGUCUGCACCACUAUUACGUGGUCUGCAAGAACAGAAAUUCGGCACACCCACAGAGAUACAGUCUGCAGUGUUGCCUAUAGCAUUGCAAUCGGAACGUGACGUUAUUGGAGCUGCAGAAACGGGAUCUGGUAAAACACUAGCAUUCGGCCUCCCAAUCCUCCAAUCCAUAAUCACCUCAACACCAUCCAUCCUCACGAAACGAGACAAGAAUGCUACACUACAAGCAUUAAUAUUAACACCAACGCGUGAACUGGCUUUACAAGUAGCUGAACAUUUAAACAAUGUGGCGAAAGUGAAUACGCAUAUUCAUAUUAUUGCUUUGGUGGGUGGUAUGUCGACAUACAAACAAGAACGGUUGUUGAGGAGUCGACCUCAUAUUAUUGUUGCUACACCUGGUCGUUUGUGGGAGUUGUCUACCAAGGAUGAAGGAAUCUUGACACGACUACGCCAAAUCAAGUUCCUCGUAUUGGAUGAAGCAGAUCGAAUGUUGGAAGCUGGUCAUUUCCGUGACUUGGAGCAUAUCUUGAGAGCAUUGUCUUUCAAGCGAAAAAUUACCAAUGACGUUGACUACACCGAGACCAUGGAUGUUGGCAGCGAAGACGAUGAGGUCAGGCCGGCACCCCGACAAACAUUUGUGUUUUCUGCGACGUUGAUACAAGAUGCUAGACUUAAACGUAAACUGAAAAAGUCGAAUAAGGGGUCUUUUGAAGGACCUAGUAUGAAGGAACUACUGGGAAGAUUAGAAUUCCGUGAUCCAAACCCAGAAUAUGUAAAUUGCAUCAAGUCAGCCAUGGCCAAGAAGAUUACAGAGACGCGUAUAGAAUGUUUAUUGACUGACAAGGACGCCUACUUAUACUACCUACUAAUCCGAUACCCCGGCCGAACCCUCGUCUUCGUAAACUCGAUCGACGCCAUCCGUCGUCUCGUCCCCAUAUUCACUCUCUUGAACAUACCCGCCAUGGGCUUCCACGCCGAAAUGCAACAACGCCAACGUCUCAAGAACCUAGAUAAAUUCAUUUCGAAUCCUAAAACAGUGCUUUUUGCAUCAGAUGCCGCUGCUCGUGGACUUGAUAUCCCACAUGUGGAGCAUGUAGUUCAUUAUCAGCUGCCUAGAACUGCUGAAUUGUAUGUGCAUCGCAGUGGAAGAACGGCACGUGGAGAUGUUAAAGAUGGUAUUUCGGUGGUGCUGUGUAGUCCUGAUGAAGUUGGGGUUUAUAAGAGGAUUUGUCAUCUGUUAGGAAAAGACGACAUGGACCUGUUUCCAGUUGAUCGUACUCUCAUGCGAGGCAUUGAGAAGAGGCUGCUGCUAGUGAAGCAGAUCAAUGAUGAGGAGCAUAAACUUGACAAGAGCGAACAUGAAAAGAAAUGGCUCAAGAAAACUGCUGAAGAUGCAGGCAUUGAUCUUGAAGGUGGAAGCACAUCUAAUCAUCCACCAUUAUUACGAAGCUCUGAAUCAGAUACUGAAAGCAAAGCAGUUUCCAAGAAAGGUCUAGCUCGCAAAAGGGCUGGAUUACGAUCACUGCGACAGGAACUGAAUGUCUUGUUGGCACAGCCGAUACUUCCAAAAGGUGUAUCGGGUCGUUAUUUGACAAGUGGAGUUGUGGAAGGGUUGCCUGAAGUUUUGAUGCAGAAUGAAGGUACAAGCACAUUGCUACCGACGAUUGUCGCAUCACGGGCUGUAGAUGAUGCAAAGAAGAAACAUGCUAAUAAGCAACGGAAACGAUAG
Molecule: messenger RNA, 2592 nt
Organism: Synchytrium microbalum
Lineage: Eukaryota; Fungi; Chytridiomycota; Chytridiomycetes; Synchytriales; Synchytriaceae
Exons: 13
Coding region: 1-2592 (863 amino acids)
Cellular component (GO): nucleolus
Molecular function (GO): nucleic acid binding; ATP binding; RNA helicase activity
Source: RefSeq, a predicted model, not a curated record